This is a messenger RNA of Cylas formicarius (sweet potato weevil), 3154 nucleotides long. RefSeq names its product UDP-glycosyltransferase UGT5-like. The record is from RefSeq and is a predicted model, not a curated record. The transcript has 3 exons. NCBI's taxonomy places the organism in Eukaryota, Metazoa, Arthropoda, Insecta, Coleoptera, Brentidae. The coding region runs from base 1933 to 3153 and encodes 406 amino acids. Gene Ontology annotation, molecular function: UDP-glycosyltransferase activity.
ACUACCGCUUUUAUUUAUUUAAUGACAUACUUAACAGCAAAAUAAUGGAUUUAAAUGCAUUUAUAUUUGUAUAUAGGUAAAAUCAAACCUUAAUUAUUAUUAAUAACAAAAUGUUGUUUUAACAUAUGGAAUUCUCUAAUGUGCCUCAUUACCCUUUCAAUGUGAAUUCUGAAUGUAAAAAUAAUUUUUGUUUGUCAUACUUCUGAUUUAGACAAUUUUGAUUCUGUAAUAAUAGUAUUUUUUGGAGUUUAUUAAAUGCAGGUCCAGAACCACUGGCAUUACUCAUUAUCCAUUGUUAUUAUUCCUUGAUUAAAUCCUAUUUUAUAUUGACAGUAGUUUUCCAUUUAUUGGAACGCAACACAGCUAAGAUUUAACAAACAACCGAUUGAUUCAAUUUUAAACUCAAACAAAGAAAUAAAAGUAUUCUGCUUUUAGGGAUGGGCUUUUAGAAUGAUAUAAUAAUAAAUAAUAAUAAAACGUUGAUUUACACUGGAAUUCUUCACAAUAUCGAGAUUUCUGCGAGAAAUGUUAAACCAUUUCCUGCGUAUUUUAGCAUUUUUGAGAAGACGUACAAAUAUUUUUUCCAGAGUCUUUAUUGAGCAGCGUAUUUGAGCAGGCUGGUACUAGACACCAUUAUUAACUCAUUUUGUGACGUAAAGUGCAGUAAAUAACUAAAUAAGUUAUGUGUUAGAAGCUUAGCCGUUUGAGGUUUCUUUGCUAUUCUGUGAACUCGUUGAAUCGAUUCGACUACAUAUGACCUACAGUUUCUAGUUUUAAUUAAAUUGAACGUAAAUACCUUUUGUGGGUUCCAUAACCAAUCUAAAUAAUUUGAACGUCUGACGGUUAUAAAAAAAAAUCCGCCAUUUCCAGAAACAGUUUCGUUAAAAAGAAGAUUAUGAUCUAAUUGACCUCCAUGAUGCUAGUCAAUAGUUGUUUUUAUCGAGUCUACAAAUAAUUUUGUGUGACAUAAUUCUAUCUUUUAACACUGUUGACUUUUGUCCUAUGUACUAGAAACUACAUUGCUAUUCCUCAGUGGUUCAUCGCUAUCCUUAAGUUAAGUUUAGUGAAGGCACUCCUUAAUGACUUUAUCUGUUUAUGGACAAUCUCGAUGUUUGGUUGAAUUUUUAGAAUUUUUGAUAUUUUAUUUAACAAAUCUUAUGUAUUGCAAAAUAAUACACAUGGGGUGCUAUAGAUAAGAUGAGAGUUGUUCAUUAAUAUGUCGUACAGUUUAUUUAAAUUGCUGAUUUUAGUUUUAGUUGUGUGGAGCAACUAUGGGUUUAAUAUACUAAUCUGCUAAUAAAGUAUUGUUGCUAUCUUUGAUCACUUUCGUGUCUAGGAAUGGUACGUUUUGUUCAGUUUCACUCUCUAUUGUGAAUUGCAAUUUGGGAUUUAUAGCUAUUGGAUACCACUAGAAUCUCGUUCAUUCCCUCACUAGAGACUGAUGUGAUAAUGUCAUCUACAUAUUUCCUUAAAAACGUUGGUACAAAAGACAGCUUUGCUAUGCAAACCUCUAACCAAGGUUAACCAAAAUGUACCGAGCGAGGAUUGGAGAGAAUUUUUAUCACAAGAAACGAUUGUCAAGUUUAAAAUAUUGUAUUGUCUUGCAGAUAAAAUAUUUGGUGGUUGUUAAGACCCAUUAUACAACAUCUUUUCUGGCACAUACGGCUGUUAAACCAGCUAGGUGCCCGCUAAUAAUUUAUAAUGUGCAUAUGUUUGUGUUUCACAAAAAAUUGCAUUGCUUUGAAAAGGAAAACGAUAUUUAAAGUGAAAAGUUGACAAGUAGUUUGGCGCAAUAAGUUCCACAUUUUGUCUCAAUAUUGCUGUUAUAAUAAUAUAUUUUUCUUCAUUUCAGAGAAUCGAAUUAAGGGAAAUUUCAACUUUUUCGCAUUUGGCGACACUUCACCAUUAGGUCAAAUAUUAUCUUUGAACAGCAUGUGCGAAGAAAUUACGGAAUAUUUUUUCGCACAUCCAAAAGUGCAAAAUCUGCUCAAAUCUCAAGAACAUUUUGAUGCCGUUGUAGUAGAAUUGUUUGUAAAUGAGGCUGUGACCAUUUUCGCGCAUCACUUUAAAGCGCCCUUAAUAAUUUUGAGCAGCUUGGGUCCAAAUUUCUGGAUAAACGGUUUGGUUGCAAAUCCGGAACCCCCCGCUUACGUGCCGAAUUUGUUUUUGAAUUUUAACAGCGAAAUGAGGUUUUCUCAACGGCUCUAUAAUUUUUUGGCUGGAAUAUUUUGUCAAUUGAACACCCAUUUUCUGAUUUAUCCCAACCAGAAUAAGAUAUUGAAGAAAUAUUAUCCAGAUGGUCCAGAUCUCAGCGAAAUCAUCUAUAAUACGUCCCUAAUAUUCCUAAAUUCGCACGAAAGCAUUCAUGAACCUGUACCUAUAGUUCCAAAUAUAGUUCAUAUCGGAGGAUAUCACGUUACUCCACCCAAAACUUUACCAAAAGAUUUACAACACUUCUUGGAUAAUUCAAAAGAAGGAGCGAUAUAUUUUAGUUUGGGUUCAAAUGUAGUUCCAUCUCAAAUGCCUAACGAUACGAGAGAUGCAAUUUUGAAGGUUUUGGGAUCCAGGAAAGAAAACAUUUUAUGGAAAUGGGAUCAAGAUUCGUUACCUAAUCAGCCUCCAAACAUCAAGCUAUCCAAAUGGUUUCCUCAACAGGAUCUUUUAGCACAUCCGAAUAUUAAACUAUUCAUCACUCAUUGUGGUCUACUUAGCACCACGGAGGCAGUUUACCACGGAGUACCUAUACUCGGGUUUCCUAUUUUUGGUGACCAACAGAUGAAUGCUGAACGGGCUGCAACACUCGGAGUGGGAAAAUUUAUUGAUUUUUUCACGAUAAAUGAGAAAAAUUUAAAGGAAGCCAUUAACGACAUAUUGGAUAAUCCUAGAUACUUACGGAAUACAAAAUAUAGGUCGGAGUUAAUGCACGACCGUCCAGUUAAACCAAUGGAUUUAGCCGCAUACUGGGUCGACUACGUCAUAAGGCACAAGGGGGCACAACAUCUGCAAGUUGCUGGAGUUCAAUUACCGUUGUACAAAUAUUUGAUGCUGGAUGUUCUGGCAAUAAUAUUUGUUAUCGCCUUUACUAUUUUCUACUCAUUUUAUAGGAUCGUGAAACAUUGUACGACUCAAACAAUAAAAGAAAAGAAGCAUUAAU